Acipenser ruthenus (sterlet) is the source of this 1646-nucleotide messenger RNA. Its product is annotated as transmembrane protein 50B-like. Bases 204 to 680 code for a protein of 158 amino acids. Gene Ontology annotation, biological process: protein targeting to vacuole; late endosome to vacuole transport via multivesicular body sorting pathway. The record is from RefSeq and is a predicted model, not a curated record. NCBI's taxonomy places the organism in Eukaryota, Metazoa, Chordata, Actinopteri, Acipenseriformes, Acipenseridae. The transcript has 7 exons.
GCCCCAUUUCUGUUUUUUCCUGCGACUGGGCACGACGCAAUAUGAUUGGAUAGAAUUACGUCGUUCAAAGCCCAACCUCACUGGAUCUGCUACAGGAACUUAAAGGGCAACACAUCUAGAGAAAUACAGAGCCAUUUUCAGCAGUGGAUGAGUGCAUGAAAACUUACGGGUAAAGAGCAAGGAGAUCACACCCUGAAUUCGGGAUGGCCGGGUUCCUGGAUAACUUUCGCUGGUCCGAGUGUGAAUGCAUUGACUGGGGAGAGAGGAGGAAUGCUGGUGCUUCCAUAGUGGCUGGAGUCUUGUUCUUCACUGGCUGGUGGAUAAUGAUCGAUGCUGCUGUGGUUUACCCGAGCCAGGAGCAGCUGAAUCAUGCCUUCCACACCUGUGGUGUCUUUUCCACAAUCGCCUUCUUCAUGAUAAAUGCCGUGUCUAACGGCCAGGUGAGAGGGGACAUUUACGGGGAAGGCUGCUUUGGAAGGAUAGGUGCAAGAAUCUGGCUGUUUGUUGGCUUUAUGAUAAUGUUCGGAUCCCUCAUUGCUUCCAUGUGGAUUCUGUUCGGAGCCUAUGUUGUUCCAAAGAAGGAUGUGUACCCUGGGCUUGCUGUGUUUUUCCAAAAUGCAUUAAUAUUUUUUAGUACACUGAUCUACAAGUUUGGAAGAACAGAAGAUCUGUGGGGAUAGCCCCUCCAUAUCUGUCAGCACCAAGAUAUCCUUCCUUCACUGUUCUCACCAAGAUCCUAAAAAAAACUCUAGAGGGUAACCAGAUUCAAUGUAAUGACUUACUGAAUUACUCCCAGCAAAAUGCUACCAGGUCCUGCAAUCCCUUGCAGAAAGCAAAAUGGAACUAAUUGAAAGCAAGCCCGUGAGCACGUUUUUCACCAUCCUUAGAGGGCCAUUCAAUGAACAAAAUAAUAACAGCAGUUAGCAUUGCUGCAAGACCUGUUUUAUUUACCCUUUUGUGCACUGAACCACUCCACUGUGGCGUGAUACCAUCAGAUUAUUGAUGGUGCCAUUUGAAAGCAACAGAGACACUGAGAGGUUAGAAACAAUGUUUUCUUUCUAAUUUAGUGGAUGCAGGGGUACAAGAUUAUAGCAAAAUAUAGCAGUGAACAGGUAAAAUUAUUGGGACCUCCCUGUGCUUUUAGGAUCUUGGUGACAGCGCUGUACUGUAGUUUGGAUAGAGGUAUUAAAGGUAAUGACCCCCGUGCUUCAGAGCCCUGGUGAGAACACUGAAGAAAGGCAGCUAAUAUUAAUACUGUCAAACUGAGAAUAAUAUUAUCUUGUACAGCUCAAUCCCUUAGCCAGUGUUUUAUAUUCGGCCAACAGAUCAUUUUACAGGUUGUAUUUUUUUUUUCUUUUUUAUUUUUAAGAGGGAACAAAUUGCCAUAUUGUCUUGACUUAUGUAGUAUUGUUUUUGACACUGUAGUUAAAGUUACCACCUCCCUUCAGCUGCUUUUUUUUUUUUAAAUAUCUGAAAUAUGUAUCAUCUAUCAUCCUUUAUGUUGAAUUGCACCACAAGGAUCAGCUGUAAAUAGGACGCCAUGAACAGGGGGAAAAAAAGGGUUUGUGAUUAUUGUGUACAUUUAUUAACAAAUAUAUUGUACUCCUGUGUAGAUUAAAGAGAAUAAAUAAAAUAAAGUAAGUUUG